CACGUCGAGGAUACAGAACAGUCCCUUUAGAAAAUGUCGCAAUUUGCACAUUUUACGUCGUCAUGGUGACAAAAGAACCCAUGGUGAGGUCAUCUGGCUCGAAAUCUGUUUGUGUGCGCGCCACUGAGCAAAAAUCAGCGUAGAUGAAACUACAGUAUUUAGGAUCAAUGUUGUUUUAAUCAGCAAAGCUACCGCAGAUUUCUGGAGGAAAGAAUGUUUCCGGUGGAACAAGCAGACGGCGGCUCGCUAGCGCUGCAAGAAAAACGUCUUCUACAGCAAGAAAAGGACCGACGUCUGCACACGAGGAGGAAGUCGGUCCCAGCGAACAGCAACACCAUGUUGUGGCACCAUCGGCGGGCAGCCAUGUUUUUUGAGGAACAGAAACUGAAGAAACAGCUGGACCACCUGGAGUUUGAAGAAAGGGAGUCUAAGAUUAAACUGAGGAACAUGGAGAGAGAAUUACGAAGUGACUUACGGAGAAUGCAGAUGGAGCUGAGGGCUCGGACGGUAUCCGGGACGACGAAUCAGGGGCUACGUUUACCGACGGGUAUUGUGGUGACCGACGAACAUGGUGACGACUGUGAGGUCGAAUUUCUGUCACUGGCCAGGACUACUUACUCCCGAGAAACACAGGUGUCAAGUUGUUUUGAUUCAAUGAGGCCUGCUUCCAUUAGACAAGAACAGAACACUCCACUGUCGCAGUAUGUAUUACCUGGCAGCCCGCCUGCCUCAAGCACAGAGUCGACCGCUGACAACGUUACAGAAAGUGCAUACAAAUUAUCAAAACGAUGUAAGGCCAAGACAUUGGCUAGUAUAAAGACUACGCCUGGCGAAAGAGUGGUACGCCGACCAAGGUCUUUGUCAUUGUCAAACACAGACCCUUUCUUACCCGUGCCUUCCCCGGAUACCCUGCAGGGAAUGUCUCGUGAAAGGGCAGCGUCCAUAGACAGUCUCAGCACCUUUCAGUCAGAGCACAGCCAGAAUGACCUUUCAGAUCCGGAAGAGAGUGAAAAGACAUCGUAUACACCUCUAUAUUCCCUGUUUCUACUCUUCCUGGCUGCCUCGCCGCUGAGCUGCAUGGCGAUACCUGCCCACAAGGCUGAAGACGUGAGUCUAGAGGAGUUUUUCGGGGCGAGCUUGUCCAGUCGACACCGUAGGAGCACGGAAGACCUGCCGGACCACUUCCACAGCUACCUGUCUCACCCUCCCAUCGCGUGGGACAACGGCGUGGCAGAACGGGCGAUGUGCCCAUGGACAUACGAGCACAACUUCAACGCCACCCGUUUCCCCCACACCAUCACCAUGGCGGACAGGUCAGACGACGACGACCGUUGCCUUGACAACGGUGUUCGGCGGGUUGGGACGGUGUGUCUGCCCGUCCUGGUCAAGCUGAACGUGUGGGCCCGGGACGGUGACGACCAAUGGCAGCGCGCCGAGGAGCUGGUGCCCGUGGGCUACACCUGUGCGACCCCGCGGGAGUAG
Messenger RNA from Branchiostoma floridae (Florida lancelet), 1482 nucleotides. RefSeq lists its product as uncharacterized. Gene Ontology annotation, cellular component: extracellular region. Gene Ontology annotation, molecular function: cytokine activity. NCBI's taxonomy places the organism in Eukaryota, Metazoa, Chordata, Leptocardii, Amphioxiformes, Branchiostomatidae. The record is from RefSeq and is a predicted model, not a curated record. The coding region runs from base 214 to 1482 and encodes 422 amino acids. The transcript has 5 exons.